Molecule: messenger RNA, 1191 nt
Organism: Xiphophorus couchianus (Monterrey platyfish)
Lineage: Eukaryota; Metazoa; Chordata; Actinopteri; Cyprinodontiformes; Poeciliidae
Gene: nol7
Product: nucleolar protein 7
Exons: 8
Coding region: 16-705 (229 amino acids)
Cellular component (GO): nucleus; nucleolus
Molecular function (GO): RNA binding
Source: RefSeq, a predicted model, not a curated record
CUGCUGCGCGAAGAUAUGAUGUCACUUCCUUGGGACCCUACAGAGAGGGAUAACAUGGCGAACAAACAACGUGGGGAAGGCACCUCUGUGGAGAAAAAGGCAGAAAAUAAAAAAGGUGCCGAUGAUUUCAACUUGGCGCUGGAUUCUAGCGACGAUGAGGCACCAGAAGAAGUAACGUUUGAGGACUCGAAGGCCCGGGCCGUGGAGAGCCUGAAGCUGGCGCUGGACACGGCCAGAAGAGAGAAGGAGCUGCUGAAGGAGAAAAGGAGGAAGAGACAAGAGUUUUUCCAGGAACAGAAGAAGAAGAAACUCCUCUCAGCCGACCUGUUGGAGGAAAUCGACUCGGUUCCUUCAAAGAAACAGAAACAGGCUGAGGAUAAAGAUGAAGAGGAAGAGAAGAGGAAGACAAAGAAACCCACAGGAGUCAGAAACCUGAAGGGGAGCUACACGGUUUCCACGGUGACGGAUCGAGGGCAGAGCGACUACCAGCGGCAGGCGGCGGAGGAUUUCAUCCAGUCCAGAUUGUACGGACCGGGAAGCUGCAGGAGCUCCAAUAACGAGAUGCUGUCCCUGCAGAACAAGACGAGGGCGGAUAAGAGUGCAGCCGUGCAGUUUGUUAAAAAGGACUGGGCCUGUAAGGAGAAAGCUAAAGCAGAGAAGCUGAAGAAGAGGUGGAUCCACAAGCAGCAGAUUCCCACCAGCUGACCGGAACAUCAGGAUUGAAACCGCAGUGACUCAUCCAACAUGGCUGCCAUGACUCAUCCAACAUGGCCGCCGUCAGAAAGCUGGAGGAAGAAUCUGCUGGAGCUUCUUCACCUGAACUGAAAGUUUCAGAAAAACAAACCUGGAUGGACUUUAAGCCUCGUUUCAGGACCGGAAGCUUCACAUGGAGAAAUGAUCUAAUGGUUCUGCUUAUGACAUGUAAAUAUUUUUUAACAAUAAAGGUGAACUUUAUACUUUAUAAAAAUUAAAGUUUUUAAUCCAUGGAAAAUAUUUAUUGUCCUUGCUGGUCAGUGCUUUACAUAUUCCUGCUGGUUCUAUAAACCAAAGUACUUAUUGCUUUAAAUCUUCCAGGGGUAUGAAUAAUUUUGAACUCAUCUGUUUUUUUCAUUCCAGCAUUGAUCCACACAAUUGAUGUUAGCGUGUCGCAAUAAUCAAUUAAUCACCUGAUAAAUUAAAAUGAUAAAUCAA